UUAUAUAAUUGAUUGAUUGGUUGAUUUUUUUAUUCAUUUAUUCCCACACUUUAUAAAAAGAACAAUACAGUGUAAAGAUGGAAUUACAGAAUACAGUGCAAUAUAUUCCAAUGCAUAAAGAAAACAUACACUACACAAAACAAUAAACUACAAUCUGAAUAAGAAGAGAAACAGUAUAUGCAAAUGUGGCAGAUCAUUUAAAUAAUUAAAAACUUAUAACAUAAUUGUUAAUUGGAUUAUAUAUCAAUCCAAUUCAUAUAUAAAGAAUCUUAUGGAAUAAACAAAGAUAAAAUGUAAGCUUACUUGGCAAAUCAAAUAAUGCGAGAACACAUCGCAAAAAGCUGCAAAUGAUAUUGACACAAUAAUACGGACAUUUUACAGAGCACAAAAAUGAUGAAAGCUCGAUGUCUGAGCUUGUAUAUUGACUUCAAAACUUGAUAUUUUAAGGUAAGGUUCGAAGUGGAAAGAAUAUCGAAUGGUGUUCAAAGUACAAAUUCUGAAUGCAUUCUAUGUUUUUUUCUAAAACUUAACCAUUGUGGUCGAACAAUAGUCAUUUAAUUCCGGCUGAUUCAGCUUGAUUCGGAACAGGUGUGAUAUAGUCCUUAUUUGAACAGAGUGAGGUAAACAUUCCAGUUCUUGAAUUGAACAGGGUUAAAGUAAACCUUUCAUGAGUAUCCAGGCUUCCCGUACAAUCAUAUAAAUAAGGGACAUGGGUUUCUACUUUUUGAAAAAAGGAGCAUAUAUCCGUGAAAAGCAGUCCAUGUUAGAAUAAAAGCUCGUCACCUAGAACACCACCGGGUCUGAAAGACACUGCCAACCACAAGCAUUGUCCGUAUAUAAUAGUAGGCAUAUUUGCGAAAUACCUUCUUAUAAUCGAUAUUCAAGUUGCACCGCUCAUGUUGCGGCCGUUCCCACGUUGGUAGCCAAACAAUCUUAUUCAGUAUUGGCACAAUACGUCAUGCGUCGCGAGCAAAUAGACCAGUACGUCUGAACUUUUCAUCCAGAUAGGUUGUGAAUUGUGACGAGAUGAUGGAGAGCGUGUCAUCUAAAUGGAUUUCUGUAUUCGUUACUAUGUCAUUUAUCCAGAUUGGUUUUGGACAUAAGAUAUUAAUGAAUGCCAUCCUCGGUGAGGGAAGCCAUUUCUUAUGUGCAGCCUCUGUUGGAGAACGUCUUGUUGAGCAGGGUCAUAAUGUAACGUUUCUUAUCAGCAAUGCCUACGCCCACAGGGCCACUGAUCCCAAAUUCUCGCAACUAUUUGAAUUUGUAAUAUUUCGUCAUCCUAUCCCGGUGCAGAAAGUUCAUGAACAAUUCAAUGCUUUUAAUGAACGUGCUUUCAUGCCUGCUUCUGCUCAAAUGUGGACCCUAGCCGAGGUGAUGAGAGACGGUAGAGCUAAUGAUUGCGACGCCUUACUCUCUGAUCUUGAUAUCAUGGAGCAUUUUCAAAGUGCUAAUUACAGUGCAAUGAUCUCAGACAUCGGUUGGAUGUGCCCUCUAAUUAUUGCUAAACGCUUUAAUAUUCCUCACAUAGCUUUGUCAGCUGUAUCUUCACCAUGUAUGGUAACCGCGUUAGUUGGAUCUGAUAAUUCCCCAGCCUACGUUCCACAAAUAUUUAGUGGUCUUUCUAAUAAACUGAACUUUAAGGAACGUGUCCAGAACUCGAUUGCACAAUUAUUUAUUAUACUUUUUGGAAUGUACUUUCGCCGACCAUACGAUGAAAUUAAAGUAAAACAUAACAUCAUAUCAGAUACUUCCAUCGAGCAGCUUUUUGCUCAGAGUGAAUUAUUUUUGGUAAAUAGUGAUUUUGCGGUGGAAUUUCCAUGCGCCAUACCUCCUAAUGUUGUUCCUGUAGGGGGUCUAACAACAAGGCCAUCAAAUGCACUUCCGGAAGAACUUGAAAAAUUCAUGCAAAGCUCUGGAGAGAAUGGUGUCAUCGUGUGCACCAUGGGCACCUAUUUCACUUCAGUUCCUAUUCAAGUCAUCAAAGAUUUUAUCAAUGCUUUCGCACGUCUUCCCCAAAAGGUACUUUUCCAAUUACAAGGCACCCCGACUGGUAUUAACCUUCCUCCCAACGUGAAGACGUUGCCAUGGUUACCGCAAAAUGACCUCUUGGGUCACGAGAAGACCCGUGCUUUUCUAUACCAAGGAGGAAAUAAUGGUUUUUAUGAAGCCCUUUACCACGGUGUACCAAUUGUUGUUAUACCUAUUCAUGGUGAUCAGUACGACACAGGUGCUAAAGUUAGUGCUCAUCGAAUCGGCAUCACCAUUGAUAAACUCACACUAACAGAAAAUAAAAUACAUGAUGCACUUCAUGACGUCAUCACCAAUGAAACCUUUCAGAGGAACAUGGACAGAUUAUCAGGCAUGUUUGUUGAUCGACCAAUGCUUCCUUCUCAGAAGGCAGCCUUCUGGGUGGAUCAUAUCAUCAAACAUGGUGGAGCACAGUAUCAAGUACCUAUUGUUAACCUAAAUUUUAUUGAACGAAACCUUGUAGAUGUAUCAAUUUUCUUCAUUGCUUGCCUCGCUGUUUUAUCAGUAUUCCUGAUAUUAAUAGGAAGGACUUGCUAUAGAGUUAUCAUAAAUGUCAUACAUACGAUGUCAAAAGUAAAAGCGGACUAAAUUAUAUAUGUUUAUAUUUUUUACAUUUUUUUAUUUCUCUGCAAACAUUCUUGCAAAACAGUAAUUUUAUGUGUAUAAAAAUGUUUAUAACAAAGUCAGUACAACUUUAAGUGCCUUCGAAGUGUCAAAUCACUACCACUACGAACAUUAGGUGGGAAAUAACAGCUCCUUCGUCUUUCGUCAUAUUCAGGAUUUCAAAACAGUAAUUUCCUACUGAUCAAAAUACGUAAUUUAUGUGAAUAUAAUUCAAGGAGUAGAAUAUUUUGAAUUUAAGUGUUUUUUCUAUGGCAUGAAAAUUCACUAUUAUGGAAUAACAGUCGACAUUCGUUUAUAUCACUAUUUACCUCUAGACAUUCAAUGAAUAGUCUCAAGUGUGGUAUAUAUAUAUAUAGUAGUAAAUUACAUCUUUCUAACAUUCUAAAGACUAGAAAAGACUAAAAAUCAAACUUUAUCAAACAAAUAUAUUCAAGAUGAAGUUUCUCUUACAGGUAGCUAGAAACCAUGAACCAUGUUUUUAGAUGAACUAUCAUUCUUGGGAUCCAGUCUGCACGUAUAUUUCCGGGUCCUGUGACUUCAAAAUAUCUCAAAACCUUUCCUAUGAAAUAACAAAUGUACAUUGAUUAACCACUUUAGUAAACAAGCCCAUGUAUAAAACAUGCAUUUACCAUACGAGGUAUUUAAGUCCCCUCAUAAUCUCCAGGACGUAUUUGCAGAUGACUAAGUCUUAUAAAACAGUAUAAAUACGUUUUACGUAAUUUACAUGUUAAAGUCUGAGUAAAAAUUGCUACAUUAUUAUUUUACAAAUUUUCCGCAUUGAACAAGCUUCAAUUACAAAAAUAUCAAAACGGCAUUAAGGAAUCAACUAAAAUGGUAGUUCAGUUAAUGUCAAUACAUCUAAACGAGGUAAUGAUGUCAGAGUCAGAUGUUUUCUAAAGAAUUUCAUUUUCCCUCUUUGACAAUAAGUGCAGACUGAAUUAUGCUGAUAUACAUUACUUCAAUUUUUAUGAAAAUUUAUCUGUAGCCUGUGAAAGGCCCUUGUAUAACAAUAAUCAGUAUUUUCUAUUGAUAAAGUGACAAAUAUCAUUUAUUAUAAGCUGUAACAUUCCGUGAAAUUGAAAGAAAAUUUCAAAAACUUGAAAAGCUAGAAUAGAAUAGGCCUAUAAAUUUUACAAAUAGUUCAGAGCAAACGAAUUUAGAGAGAGAAAAUUUCUUCACGUUUAUUUUACAGUGCUUAUAGUGUUUCAUCACAUAAAUUUAAAUUCACAUGAGAAUAUAAAUAUAAUUCAUAUAUUUGCUAUCAGAUGUAUAACUUUUUAUAAGCAUUGUGUAUAAUAAGUAUUUGGGUUGCCUUAUUUAGGGACUGUCUGUAAUGGUUGGUAGCCUGUAUAGACCAUUUUCCGGAUUCGUUGAUAUCGUUUAUGUUAACAUGGAACAUUUCAUACUUGCGUUGGUGCGAAUUUAAUAAACGAUUGUGAAAAUAGCUCUUAUUGAAUGAUAGUCAAACUGAUCCUAUAUAUCAUAGAGCGCACAUAAUUUAUUUUUGAAGAUAUAUUAUUAUGGCAGUGGCGGAUCCAGGAAGGGGCACAUCCGGUCAGUACCCCCCCCCCUCCCCUUCGAGAGGUAUAACAAAUAUUUGUAAAAAAAAAAAAUAUAUGCGGUUCAUAUACGCAAUUGAGGACCCUUUUUUUGUCAAAUAUUUCCUGGCAUAAAUCACCAUCAAUUGGGAGUGAAAACAUUUUUUCGGGGUGGGGCUUCUUAUCUGUUUGUGCGGAAAUACCCCCCCCCCCGGAAAACCUAGACCCGCCCCUGAUUUAUGGUACCUAUAACGUUUAUCCGCAUCAUUCACCUGUACUGAGCAAUAUAUAUGUAUUCUCUACUUCUGGAACAGCUCAAUUUAUUAGUUACAGAAUGUGACAAAAUAUCCUACAUAGUUUAAACCAGUUAAGUAAAUUUAUUUAACACAAU
Lytechinus variegatus (green sea urchin) is the source of this 4581-nucleotide messenger RNA. RefSeq names its product UDP-glucuronosyltransferase 2B23-like. NCBI's taxonomy places the organism in Eukaryota, Metazoa, Echinodermata, Echinoidea, Temnopleuroida, Toxopneustidae. The record is from RefSeq and is a predicted model, not a curated record. The transcript has a single exon. The coding region runs from base 1027 to 2616 and encodes 529 amino acids. Gene Ontology annotation, molecular function: UDP-glycosyltransferase activity.